Molecule: messenger RNA, 2408 nt
Organism: Triticum aestivum (bread wheat)
Lineage: Eukaryota; Viridiplantae; Streptophyta; Magnoliopsida; Poales; Poaceae
Exons: 10
Coding region: 937-2169 (410 amino acids)
Biological process (GO): DNA-templated transcription
Cellular component (GO): nucleus
Source: RefSeq, a predicted model, not a curated record
CAGCAAGGCAGCAACCCACUCUCAUCACUUGGUCUCCUAUCGACAGAGAGGAAAUGCCGCCACUGUUCAUCUCCGAGCACGCAGCCAGUGCUGCUCCCCUCCCUUGGGCAUCGCUGCUGCCCCGCUUGGGCGCUCCGGUUCCAGACGUCGCUGGUCGGCCACCCGCUCCCCUCUGGCCCACUAUUUCCCCUCGCCAUCUGCCCCCCGCUCCCCAUUUCUUGUCCCCUGUUGGCUGUGGCUGAGACGCCGACGCCAGCUAGGCAGCCGCACAGCCCCCUCCCCUCGCCGGCUCACCUCCAAUCUGCUUGGCCUCCGCAGUCUGCACCAUCGCUCCCUCCGCCGCGGCGCUAGACAGAUGUGCAUUUGGAUCUGAGCCUGGACUCGUAUUCAUAUGGGUAUUGGAGAUGUAUGCUGACUAAAAUAAUCUGGCCGUUGGCAGCAUUAAAUGCGGACACUGCCGUUUAGCUAAGGCGGAACAGAAUUCACGCAAAUGGCUCACGCGUUUUCCUGUCCCAUACCGAGCCGUCACCGUCGACGGAUGGCUGUAACAGCCUUUUGCCACUUCCAGAUCAAACCUGCCAACCAAGCAGGGUUCAGGGUAACACCGGCAAUCCAUAUCACAUGGUUCCGGAAGUGUCAAUGGAUUUCGCCAACCACCUUCCACAGCAGUACCCAAAACUGGUAGCAGACGAGGUCAUGAUGAUCCUGAAGCAGCAAAACACCAGAGCAACAAGGCAGAUGUCACAAAUGAAGAAUGCAAUGCAGUUGGACAUGUUCAAGUUUGCUGACCAGCUUUUCAAGUCACUGCAAGGGCGAUUUGUCGAGCACGCGGGUUCACUGAUUGCCCUGUAUGAGGUAAUGUUUUUGAUCUAGUCUCGUCCAAAUGAAUAUUAGGUACCCUCUCCUGUUUGCUAACAAAUGUCUUUUGACUAAUGUAUGCACCUGCUGGCACGCCGAAUCCUGCGGCUUUCAACGCGCCUGCUGUGCAGAAGAUUCAUGGUCAUAGGCUGGAACUAUCAGAUUGCGGAGUUCCUUCUCAUUGGCUGGUUGUCUAGUAACUUCUACUUCGACAUCAUGGGCAAUGAUGAUGAUAUGAAGUCAGUCAUUGGUCGCAUAUCUCCGUCAGCCCGUACAAGUCUAUGGGAUGGUGUGAUCCAACUUAAGAGCAUCGCGGUGUUUGUGCUCGCUUUCUUUAGAAGUGGGGAAAAAAUUCAAGAUAUUGUCUGGCCGAAAACCAUAGAAAUCGAAAGAAGAGUGAAAUGGGGGGAUUUUAAAAAAUUCCUCAAGGAUCUUCGUCACUCUCAAAACCGGUCGAUAAUGGUAAUUUCUCUGUGCUUGAAUGCCGAGUCUUCGAAAGAUGGCUUAGAGGGAAUGAAGGAGGUUGCAAAGAUGUUAAAAGUGAACAAAAGAAUUGGUUUAGCAACAAUAGAAGAUGAUACAUGUAUUUAUGUAUGUCCCGGACAGAAGGAGAUAAUAACAGUCCUUCAAAAAUAUGGUUUCUGGAAAGGCGCGUCAACAGUCCAUACAAACCAAGACUCUUUAAUCGGUUUUGUUGUACGGGACCGAAGAUCACCGGUAAACACAAGCAAGGGAGAGAUAAGCAUUGACAAAAUACAAGAAAUUGGGUUUACUCAUGUGGAAGCACAACAAGUGAUAUAUGAUCAACGAUCAUACCCUGUUCACCCUCUUCAUGUUCCAGUAGAUGAUGGCAUAUAUUUUCGGCGUCCUCCUCUGGUACUAGCAGAGCAAGGUGCAUAUCGUCCAUAUCCUCCUCCUGGACUAAUAAGUCAUGACUUUCAUGCUCGGCAUCCUCCUCCUGGACUACCAGGUCAAGGGUUACAUCCUCGACAUCCUCCUCAUGCCCCAGAAUGUCAAGACGUCUUUCACUCGCAUGCUCCUUGCGCAAGAGACCAAGGUUUCAUUUCCCAUCGUCCUCCCAAUUUUGCACCAGGAUAUUUGAGGCCCUCAACUGGUCAUGGAAACAACAAUGGUUCACUACACUUGAGGCCACCUAGUGGUUCUGCUUCUGGUCGUGUGUGGCCUCCCAUGUCGCACCCAAGGUCUGGGAACGAUCUUUAUGGUUUUGAAAGAUCGAAAGGUUUCUCUCGCUCUAGCUCCACAUAUUACUCUAGAUACGACAAUGGCUCAGGUAGCAGGCCUCGCAACUAAAGUCAAUGAUGAAAGCGUAGCCUUGUCCCAGACAACAUUCUGAAUGAUUUAUCUUAGAUUGGUGUAUUCGGAAGUACAAGCCAGACACCAAGACAUGGAUUCUUGUUUCCUUUUCCUUUUCGACCAGUUACUCCCAAUAUCUGCAGAACAGAAUUCUUGAUGUGUACAAUGAUGUAUUACUAUGUACCAACUGGCAUUGCUGCAUGUAUCUUAAGAUUUGGUGCUCAAUGAUGUUAUUA